Molecule: messenger RNA, 660 nt
Organism: Effrenium voratum
Lineage: Eukaryota; Dinophyceae; Suessiales; Symbiodiniaceae
Source: the annotation of a GenBank genome assembly
AUGUCCGCGCGGGGUUCAAGUCCGUCGGACGGAGAGUCUGGCGACGAGCAAGUUGCCGUGAAGAUCGAACAGAAAUGGGCUGUCACCAGUAGCGGCUCAAGGACAUGGCUGCCAACCACUGUGGAGAAGGCUGGGGCGCCCUUCGUCAAGCUUGCCAAAUUCGACCGCGGCUUUGUGAAGUUCUGCUUGAACAAGACCAUGAGUUCCACUUCAAAGAAAGGCGAUGGCCACAGGAAUGCGAACGUUCCGCACUUUGAUGCCAUGCUCGGCUUGCGCAAGGAAGCAAGCGUCCUGGCAGCAUCGGCAGCCCUUGAAAUGGAGGACUCGCUGCCAGAAGAUUCCAAGGCAGUGAGGCGCAAGAAGCGCAAAGUCAGAGAAGAGGAUGCGCACCUGGUCAGCCCCAUCGUGACGAUCCAGACGCCGCAGCUGGAGUGGAAGGGCGUCACCCACGAGUCAAGGGGAAUGCGGGUCUUGUGGGGGCUCACGUCCAAGAACCUUUGGAUUGAGCUGACUGUGGAGAACAUGAGCUUCAUGAAGAACCUUGUUGCGUCAGGACAGAAACAGCUGAAGCCACGAAAGCGCGCUUCGCCCAAGAAGAAGCUGCGCAAUGCGGAGUCUGGCGCUCUUCCUGAAGCUCCAGCCAUUCAUGCUGCAGACUGA